Messenger RNA from Diabrotica virgifera virgifera (western corn rootworm), 15821 nucleotides. RefSeq lists its product as uncharacterized. Gene Ontology annotation, molecular function: oxidoreductase activity, acting on the CH-OH group of donors, NAD or NADP as acceptor. The record is from RefSeq and is a predicted model, not a curated record. The coding region runs from base 211 to 1011 and encodes 266 amino acids. The transcript has 6 exons. NCBI's taxonomy places the organism in Eukaryota, Metazoa, Arthropoda, Insecta, Coleoptera, Chrysomelidae.
GUCUAGUAGUACGUAGUACGGCCGGUUCUAAGGUAGGCGGUUCGUUGUGGUCGUGUGGUAGUAUGCCAACCGGUUGGAGAAAAAUCUGUUUUUCACCCUUUAGUUCUCAAUAGAAUGAAAUCGUGAGUUCUGUGACAAAUUUCAACAAAAAUCGUUUAUAAAACCAUCAAAGUGGCGGCCAAUACAGGAUCUCGCACCUCCAAGGAUAAUAUGCUCAAAUUUCUCACCCACAAAUUAAGAACUCAUUCUAUAAAUGAGGAUAACUAUGCAGGGAAGGCCGAUGAAGACCAUGAUUCUGGUACGGAAUCAGAUGAAGAGAUUGAUGCUCCAGUAUCAGGAUCAGCAUCCUGUUCAGAACGCGUUUGUAACGUAUCACCGGCAGACACAGGAUGUUCGAUGGAAAGUCCAGCUCCUGAUCAACACGAUGCUCACAGCUCCGAAGAAGAGUUGGAAGUUAUCAAUAGCAAUAGUAAAAUGAGGCGAUCAACGGCACCUCCCAGGCCGCUGAGGGCUGCGUCAGUUUGUCUAGCUGAAAAACGAAAGUGGUCUCAAAUUGGAGACGCGCAGAAUCGAAGGUAUACACCCGAAAACGAAGAGAACAUGUCCCACUAUAGUAAUCUAUCUCCGUCUCCUUGUUCGCCGUUCCAUAUAAAAUGUUGUAGCGAAGAUGGUGGACACCAUAUUGAACAUUCCGGCUCGUCGGAUGAUGAGGUGCACCACUUCUUGUACACACGGGCUACUCCUGUACAGUUCCGCACUUCUCCUCCUUUAGAAGCGGUAAAACCUGAACGAAGAUCAAUUGUAACGAGCAAGGGUCGGUCGACGAGCCCGCCUGCCAAACUACUUCACUACGAAGAUUCCCCAAGAAAAAGAACCAAGCACAUGAAACAUGCACAUAUCCAGAGGCCAUACCUUGAUUUUGAAAAAAUGCAACAGAUGAAAACGAGGUCCGUAACGGCCUGGCGCCACACCGCUGACCACACAGGAGAGCUGUCCGUUUACUGUUGGUGAGAUCAGCUUAAGGGGCGGACUCCGUCGCCCUCCGACUUAAGUAAUCACCCCAUGGAGGGCUGCAGUUCGUCAUCCUCAUCAUGGCCUGAUAAUCCUUCAUAGUCUACAAAAUAACUCUAACCGAAACUAAAACUACUAAAGAAUUGCUGUAUAGAAGCACUGAAUUGGUACACGUGGUUUUUGGACCGACAGUUUUAGAUUUGGGUAGUUGGCAUAGACUGGAAUACUUCAAAUGGAAUAGACGUGCGUUGAAGAUCUUGCGUCGAAAGCAUUUCGCAGACUAUAUAGUUUUGUAAUUUUAUAUGGACUCAUUAAUUGCAAUAAAUAUUUUCCACUCAAAUUUGAAGGCAGAAUACAGGAAUGGUACUAAAACGGGUACAACUCUUAAGAUUUCUUAAUUAACUCAACAAGAUGUUCCUAAAUACUCGGCUAGAAAUCAAGUGAAUAUAGGUACGCUGAAUAUUGUUUGAACCCAACAGUAAUGCUCGGUUUCACAAACAGCUGUUAAUUGCCUUAUUCAUUAUGAAAGUUAACUGUGACAGCUAUUAUUAAAGGUCAACUAUAUUGUAUGACCAAGAUUCCGCAGAAUUUUGUAGUCAAUCGGUUUAUUUUAUCGAUUUUUAAAGCGAUGCUUAUAUACUAGCGUUGUAUUACUUUUUCUCUAUAGUAAAAUGCCAAGGUGAUCGUCACGAAACUAGCGUCACGGAAUAGUUGGAGAAGUCCAUUUACGCGACGAGGGGAGUCCGGUAUACAACAUGUUAACUUUUUCAAUUCUGUUAAAAUCUAUAACAAGGAUAUUAACUAGCAGCGGUUUUGUGUACAUUACACAAUAAACUUUGUAAAUCGAUGAUUGUAUAAAAAUCGUAAAAUAAAAAAAUAAUAAAACUACUUUAUUCAAUUGUAAAAAACAUUGAAAAUUUACCAAUGCAGAAAAUAUAGCUGUCUGAUGAACGAGUUCAUCAAACCUGGAAUGUCUCAGUAGUAACAAAAAUGUUAAUUACUAGGUGUUCUCUCUUCCUAUACACAUAUAUGCUGGUUCCAGCUGCCAAUAAGUGUUUUUCUUUUAAUAUAGUACCAAGAAAUUCACCUUUUUCUUUUGUAAACCCAAGAUCCCUAACAAGUUGUUAAGCUCGAUCUGCUUAAAUGGUUUAGGCUCUAUAUUUUCUGUACAUUGGAACUCUUCAUCAUCUUGCUCAUCUAAUUGCGUCUUUACAUCAGAAAACACUUCUUGUUUGAACAGAAUUUAAAUCAUUUUGAUGUUCUGGGACCCGCAAAUCUACAUCGUGCCCUAGUGGUCGGAUGGCAGACAUUAGGUUAGGGUAGAUUAUUACCUUCUUGUUUUUGAAGGUAUGACCAGUAAUAUCAAUACUGCAAAAGUAGAGAUAAAUAUGAGAAAUAACCCAUUUUCACAAAGUCAUAAUGUUUCGUUGGUGUUUUUUUAAUAGCAAACUCACCACAAAUAUAAAACAAUAUGUUAGCAGAGUUCUUACAACCACGAUUAGACAUUUUACUGAGCAAAUGUACUGGAAAUGUGGAAACCAGAAAGUGAGGUUAGGUUGUCACUAAACACAUCAUCAGCUGUAAAUAGAUAGUAAAUAUUUUACAGCAGUGUUACCAUCUCUUCUACAUCCAGUACAAUUUGAGGUCUAUAAAAGCUGUUCAAUUAAUUAGGAAUAGUUAAUUCAUCAGUUUGCUUUUGUGAUAAUGUUUCGAUUUGAGAUUUGAAUCAUUUUCUUUGAAUGCAAAAUUAACGAGAGAUAUUUAGACCAAUUAUAUUACAAUCUAUGACAAACACAAGUGUAUUUUCCAGUUAGUAUAGAAUACUAAGUUGUCAUGAAAUGGAAAUAAUUAAAUUACUCAUAAACUACUUGAAAGAAACAAAUAUAGUCAUUUAAAUGAAAUUGGUAUAAAUAUAACAAAACUAAUAGAUUAAGGUAAAAAUAAAAUAAAAAUCUGUGGCUAACGGACCUGCAUCCAAGCCAUCUUUGCACACACAUUAACACACUAAAAAUCUGUUCAAUUCUUGAAAAAAUCACAAAAUUUAAUAAAUCCAAGUGUAAAUGUGAAGAAAUGGUAGGUGAUGUGACAUAGCUUAAUAAAUGUCGUAUUUGGAUUUAGCAACUUAAAAAAACAUAAGAAUAAAGUGUUUUAAGUAAAAAUGUUUUUUUCAUCGUUGGACGUCAGGCAUUGCAAUUUAUGUUUAGACAUUGCUAAAGAUAUUUUACACAAAUUUUCAUGCUGCAUCUAAUCCUAUUUAUAUUGGUCCAUCUCCAGGUCUGUAAACAGUAAUUAAUAACCGUAUAUACUAUAUACUUCAUUGCAAAAUAUAUUCAGGGCCGGUUGUUCGAAAGCUAAUCAAAAAUGGAAUCAACAAGGCUUUUCAUCGAUUGUCAUUUGUUUCGAGCUUCUGUAAUAUGUUGUAUAAUCUGUGUAUAAUAUUAAUAUACACGGAUUAUACGACAUAUGACAGAAGCUCGAAACAAAUGACUGUGAAUGAAAAGCCCUACUGAUCAUUAUCAAAUAUUUAAUUACUGUCAAUGUCAACUUUGAUUGGGUUGCUGAAAACAUAAUUGAUUACAAUUAUGAGUUUAAUUGAUUAAUUAAUCAAUAAUGUUAAUAAUUGGUAUGUUAAUUAAUAAUUAAUUAAUCAAUCAAUUAUGUUAAUUAUCAUAAUAAUAAUUAACAUAAUUGAUUACAAUCAACUGAUUGACGUACGAACAACGGAUUUUGUAAUUUGAUUGUUGUUAAGGGGACUUAAUUUUAAUCAACUUCUUGAUUAGCGUUCGAACAACCGGCCCUCAGUGUACGUAUGUUCAUUUCUUGGAUUUAUAACCCUGUAUAUGGUGCGUGUAUUGUAAAUUUAACUAGAGAUAAUAAUUGUCACAGUUGACCGUUUAUUAGUUAAUUGAGGAAUUACUGUAACGGAUGUUUGUGAAACUGUCUUUGGGAGAUUCAGAUGUUUAAUCAAUUUUAGACUUUAAUCGUAAAAUAGAGGGCUAUAAAAUAAAUACAUCAAAUAAUAAUGUGAACAUAACCGAAAAAUAUAAACAAGUUUUGGUAUAAAGACCAAAAUUUCGCCUACGAGCGAUUCUUUUAGGAUUGAGUUAUAUAAAGAUUAGAGUACAGUUACUUUUAGUAGUUUCAGAAUGAUUUACAAGAGAAUAUCUGAAGUUGCCCACCUUUGUAGGCGGUUUAUGGUUUCACAAAUGAAGAAAAUAAAUUAAUUGCAAUAAAACGUUCUUCCAUUUUUGAAAGUAAGGUUAUACCAUAAUAGACGGAGAGGCAGCGCUGAAAAAUCUCUUUGAAUUUACUAAAGCUAAAUUUUUCAGUUGAUUACUGUGAUUGUGUAGAGAAACAUACUGCGGUCGGUCAAGCGAAAAGUAGAACAGGGGUUACUGAGAGGGUUGCUUUCCUACGAAGGUAAUUAAAUCCAUUUACUAAGGCUGAAAAUCAGUACACACAUUCUAAAUUGAAUAUAAAUACAAGUUAUUAUAGUCGGCCAGCUGUAUGACGGGACAGAGCCGGUCGGUCGGCCCCAAUGAAUGUACAGGGUUAUUCACUAUAUUUUGACCCCCUUGUAAACUGCUUUAUUUACAGAAUUAGAAAAAAAUGCAAAAAACAAAAGUUUUCGAUUUUUUAAUUAUGAUUUUUUGACAUAUAUAUCGUACUAGUGACGUCAUCCAUCUGGGCGUGAUGACGCAAUCGACUAUUUCUUUAGAUGAGAAUAUUGGUCGUGUGCUAGCUCAUUUGAAAGGUUAUUCAAUUCUCUACACAGUACUAUAAAUAUUAAGAUUAUUAUUUAUACAGGGUGUCCAAAAAUUUUUUUGAAUUAUUAAUUAAACAAUUAAUUUAAUUUAAAAAUUUUUUUGGACACCCUGUAUAAUUAAUCAUGUUAAUGUUUAUAUUACUAAAUAGGGAAUUAAAUAACCUUUCAAAUGAGCUAGCACUCGACCCCUAUUCCCAUUUAAAAAAGUAGUCGAUUACGUCAUCACGCCUAAAUGUAUGACGUCACUAGUACGAUAUAUAUGUCAAAAAAUCAUAAUUUAAAAAUCGAAUAACUUUUGUAUUUUACAUUUUUUUCUAAUUCUGUAAAUAAAGCAGUUUACAAGGGGGUCAAAAUAUGGUGAAUAACCCUGUAUAUUCACUGGGGUCGACCGACCGGCUCUGUCCCGUCAAACAGCUGACCGACUAUAAUAACUUUUAUUUAUAUUUAAUUUAGAAUGUGUGUACUGAUUUUCAGCCUUAGUAAAUGGAUUUAAUUACCUUCGUAGGAAAGCAACUUUGAUACCCUCUCAGUAACCCCUGUUCUACGUUUCGCUUGACCGACCGCAGUAUGUUUCUCUACACAAUCACAGUAAUCAACUGUGAAAAAUCUAGCUUUAGUAAAUUCAAAGAUAUUUUUUAGCGCUGCCUCUUGGACUAUAACUUUAAACGGAUGAAAUGAGAAGGUUAAAUGAUAAAAUGAGAACAUACGGUACUGAUAACUGAAGAGAGGAAAUUGUGGACAAAAUAGUUGAGCUGAAUCUAAAGGUACAAAUUUAAAAAGCAAUUAAAAAAUACUUAAAAAUAAAGCAAAGACUAGGAAAUAAAAUAUGAAAUUGAGGAAAACAUCUCAGAAACACACCAUAAGAAGAAAAGUACUGAAAACAUAAAAUACAAAAAAAUCAAUAGGGAAAAUAAACCAUCCUACGGAAAAGCGAUAAGAGUAGGAAUAUUGUUCCAAAAUUAUCCAGGUACUCUUAAUAAAUCACUUGGUACCUAUAAAAGAGAAGAUUUUGGACAAAAUAUUGAAGCUCAAUCCUUAGAUCCGAAGUUAAGAAAAUAAUAAAAAAUGAACUUCAAAAGUAAAGCAUAGAAAGCAAAAUAAAGUAUAAAAUGAGUUGAGAGUGACGAAAAAAUCAGGAAACAAACCAUAAUAUGGAUAGGUUGUAACUGUGCUAAAGAUAGGAAAGUCUGUCCCAAAAUUAUCCAGAGAUUUCUCUUUCAGUUGUAACACUUAGUGUUCAUAAUAGAGAAUAUUUUCCGGUGCGAAAAAUAGGUUCUAAAAUAUGCCCUACAGAUAGGAGUUAACAGUAAUAAGGAUAGGAAUGCUGCCCCAAAAUAUUCUAGAAACUCUUUCAAUGAAACACUUGGUAGCUAUAAAAGAGAAGAUUCUGGUUGAAAUAUUGAAGCUCAACCCAUAGAUUCAAAGUCAAGAAACCAUUAUUAAAUGUUUUUUUAUUAUUAUAUGUUGUAAAGGUAAAUUAAGGUAACUAUCUCAGGUUUUAGGGUUUAUUACAAUGAAAAUCACGAUAAUUCGAACAAAUGGUGUAUUUUCGACUUUACGGUACAAAAUCUCGAUGCUAACUCAACUAAACAGAAAAAUUGAAAAUAGGGUCUUUGUAUCUUUCUUAGGUACAUCUCUUUCAACGGGGCAUUGGGCCACUUAAUAUUGGUUCCCGGAAAGGCAUAUGCCCGCUGGUUCCUUACCGACGCGUUCCUUACAUAGAAGGCGUAGAAGGGGCCGAUUUGCUACAAUGUUUAUUUUUAAAAAUAAGCAAUGAAAGCAAAAUAAAAUAUAAAAUGAUCAAUCCUCUGGGAAGAGAAGCCAUGCUAUGAACAGGCAUAACUGUGAUAAAGAUACAAAACUCUGUCCCAAAAUGAUCCAGAGACUUCUCUUUCAGUAGAACAUUUGAUAUCCAUAAAAGAGAACAUUCUGUGGUCCAAAAAAUGAGAAGAUGUAUUAGAAAGUUUCAAGAAGCAAAUGGUAGUAGUUAGACUUUUCCUUUGGAAACCAAACAAUACUGUAGUACACCACUCUAAAUUUCAACUUGUUAGGAAGAUAAAAGGAAAUCACAAAAUACAUGAAGAAGCAGUAUAGUAUACAUAUAUGUAUGUCUAAGAAAGUAUGUAUAAGAAAGAGCAUAAAAAGAUGGAAAAGGAAAUAAUGUAUCAAAACACAGAAAACAUGGAGUCACCUGGUUUGACGAGAAAGCAUUUGACAUUGUUAAACACGAAAAAUUAGUUGUUAUGUUGAAUGCCAUAGCUAUGGAUGGGAGGGAUAUUCGGAUACUAGCCGGUUUGUACUAGCUAUCAGACAGCUGACAUUAGAGUUAAAAGUCAGACGUCCGAAGAAGUUCCUAUUAUAAGGGGAAUUCGACAGGGAUGUGUGCUUUCUCCACGUUUCUCUAACAUCUUAGAAGACACAGAAAAAACAUAAGAACUAAUAAAUAUUUCAAACUUCUGUGGUCCUGAAUUGGAAUUCGCGAGUGAAUUGAGUCAGCCAAUGCAUGACUAGCAGGAUGAGAGAUGAAGUCUUGCGGAGAGAUGGCACUUAUUGAUUGAUUCCUACCACAAUAUGUUGAGACCUUAUAAAACAGAAAUAUACAGAAAGUAUGGGUGGAGAAGAACAUGUAUAGGUGCAUGAUUGACGUCAUAUUUCUUUAAAACCGGACACAAUCCAAAGAUUUAACAUCUAAUUCAGAUAUCCUUCUGUUCAGUUAUUAUUUGCAGAUAAUGUAUUUAUUUAUAGAGGAAUAAAAUGACUUAAAAGGCCCUUUCGAAAAUUUGUAGAAGAACGACUUAAUAUUUUUGUACAAAACGAGUAUUAAGGAUGAUAAUGUUACUGUGAAUGUUUAUAUAUACAAAAAAGGUAGAUCUCGGUGUUUUAAAGUAGAUUUAGUUUACACACUUUUGAUAUCAUCAAUUUGUUUCUAAGGGGCUUUUGAUGGAAGGAAAGUGCACAAAAUUUUAUUUUUAACCCUUUCAUUGCGCAUGGCACGGAUCCGUGUCAUCACUGUGCAUGACACGGAGCCGUGUCAUCACUGCACGCGGCAUGGAUAUGUGUCGUCAAUGCGCACGGCACUGAUCCGUGUCAGGAUGCGUUUUCAGACAAUGCGUGUGACGCGGAUCCGUGACACUGUUGCACAGGCACAUUGUCAUUUUAAUUGAGAGUAGAUACUGAGCGCUAGUUCAAGGUAGAGUGCGUUGACGAGCGUGUAGCUUACAUAUCGGGACUAAAAGUUUGUUCGUUUCGGAUUUUUUUUUUUCGUAGGUAGAUUAAUAUGGAUGAUAGUAAGGCAGGGUCGUCGGGCAUUAAAAAUGCCCCUCCUGGGCAUGUCUUCCAGCAAAACGUAGCAGUGAAUAGGUUAAAGGACACCGCAUACAUCUUAUGGAAAAUGUAAUCUCAAAUCCAAAUGAUUUACAUGAAUAGAUUCGUCUGGAAAUUACAAUCAUUUCAUAUCAUUGCGCCGACUCAGAACUUUGAUUAAUAACGACGUAAAUUGAUGUAAAUAAGUCUAAAAUCAAAUGGCUGUGUGCGUGAGCUAGAGAGAGGAAAGAGAUUUUGUGAAUCGCCAGUUCAUAAAUCUUUAUGCAGGUAUUAAGGCUUAUCUUAUAGAUACCUAAUAAAGUAGGUAUAAUUUGGUCAGUCGUACCAAAAUAUAUAGUUCGUCUAAUCUGCUUAGCUCAUGCUGGGUUAAGCUGUUUUCAAUAGCAACUAGACUAAUAGUAUUUAUGAAUGACAGUUUUAUGAACUUCAAAAUGGGAUUUCCAUAAACUUUAUUUUCAAUUUACACCGCUAUUUGUCAAAAUUCAGAGAUGGCGCAGUGAUAUGAAAUGAUUGUAGUUUCGAGACGAAUCUAUUCAUGUAAAUUUUAUUGUAUUGAGUGACAUUACAUUCUCCAUAAGAUGUGUGCGGUAUCCUUUAUAAAAAAUGUUAACUCGAAAAUUAAUGUUAAAUGUAUAGGAGUUACGGAAAAAUGAGACUAGUCCAAUAAUAACAAUGCUCAGUUGCAGCAGUUUCACUAAAUAAACGGAACUGAGCUGAAAAAACUGAUAUUUUUGUAAUAAAAUAUAAAUUUUGUGUCAAUUAUAUCAAAAGUACUAGAAAUGCUUGUGUUGGGCAAUUCUUUCACAUGUACCGAUGAAGGUACAGAUAAUAAAAUUGUAAUACAGUCAUUCGAUUGCCGAGCGAAUCGCUCUGUAGUUUAGUAGCUUUUCCUAAAUUAUGCAAUAUUCUUGACAUCUGUCAUAAGUCAUAAAUAAAUAUGAUCAUCUGCCAUACAAUCUUAAGCCUUGUGCACACUUAAGCAUUCGCCCCGAGUGAGCAUUAUUUCCCCUUUUUUUGCUCGGAUGAGUACGGGAACGGUACGGGUAAGCCGAACGGAUCUGUACUACUCAGUCCGAGACGAGAGUUGCCUAGAAUGGUCGAACUGCUUCAAAAAUUGGUAUGUGACAAUAUUACAACCAAUGUAUAACAGUGAAGCCAUUAGCUAGAUCACUGGAUGCUAAUUGUUUAAGGCUUCGACUAGCCCUGUCUCUCAGGUGUAGGUACGUCUUAUCCUAUAAAAAAAGCAAAUCCUGCGUAAAGCUGUACAAAAUGUGAAAAUAAUACAACAAAAUGUAUGGCUUCAUGCAGCGUUUAUUAACUACAGUUGUAGUUGAAUGUUUGAUAUAGGCUGCCUCCAUGGAUGUAUGCUGAAGUAGUUGCAAUAGGUGUUGAGUUCUCCAUAGUAGCAGCCAUGUCACUGCAGCUUAUUCUCUGGUGCACCAAGUGGUUCGGUAAGUCCUGUUCAACAGAGGGGACAAGAAAAAUUUAAGUCAAACGAAACCCAAUAGAGAUUUAGCGAUAUAAAAUGGGUUUAUAAACUAAAACACCACUUUAAAUAGAUGAAAAGGUGCAGAAAAAAACAUUACUAGAAAAUCACGUUUAAGUUUGAUAAAAAUUUUUGUCUUAUACAUGAUCGUUCAUCGAUUAUUUGAUGCAACUGAUAAUUUGUUGUGUGAAUUUAGUUGAACUGUUUUCUGAUUAAUAAUAAAAUUUUGUGCACUUUUAAUAGAAACAGUAACAAAAUUAAAACUGCCACCUUACACUAUUUACUUCUUCCACAAUGUUAUAAAAAUUUAAAUCGCAGUUAGUUAGCAUUUUUGGAUUGUAAAAUUUUUUAAAAAAUUGUCUGACACAUUAAACUAAGUCUAAAAACUGCCCUUCAUUUUUUAAACUCAUAGGCUCUUAAUCUGCCGUAACGCAACUGCAACUCAACCGCAAAAAUAAACAUGUUGUAGCUGCUACACAGUCAACUAGAUUCAAACACGUGCUUUUAGUACAAAGUCAAACACGUGCUUUUAGUACAAAGUCCGCUCACCAACCCAAUUGCAACGUGGCGUAAAACGAAUAGACUCGAAAUUGAUCGCGAUUCAACUGGCAUGUCAGUUGCAAUACAACUGUUGCAUGCAUAAGAUUUUGAAGGGAUCAUUUUAUAUAUGAAACUCUAUUAUAAUGAUGGAACAAGACUUGUCCUUUAAAUUAGUAGAGGCAUUUGAAAAACAUGCCUGCUUGUUUGUACAAUAAUUAUAAUCUUCUACACUGACACUUUUCCUAUAGUUUGUAUCCCUUUUUUGCUAUGUAUCGCCAAAGUAUUUCUACUAGUUUAUGAUUCAUUGGCACUAGUUGCAUCGCAGUUGAGUUGUAAUUGUGUCGCAGUCGGGUUGUAGUUGGGUCACAGUCGAGUUGUAGUUGUGUCGCAGUCGAUUUGUAGUUGCGUUGUGGCGGUGGACGAAGAGCCAUAUUCGACUGCCCCUAAACUGCUUCAUUGUUAUAACUUAAUCAAAAUAAGUGUGAAAAUUAUUCGUAAAAUAUUGUUGUUUACUAAAGAAAGUAGGAACAAUAUAUAAGUAGGAAUACCUUAAUAAAUUAAAGACUAUUAUAAAAUUGCGUGCAAGUGAUAGAAGUUGUGAACUUGUUUGUGUUUUAUGUACAGUGAAAUACGGAUGCGAAAUAUUGUUCUAUGGAAAUUUUGUUAUAUGGAUACACACUGUCUUUCAAUUUACGUAUAAAUAUACGUGCGUUCAAUAUUUACUUUAAUUUGUAAAAGCACCUGACUAAAUUUUAUUCUGACAACGCCGCAAUAGCUCAGGUGUAUAACAGUUACUCUAUAUUAGCGCUCAGUUCACCAACAUUCAAGAACAUUAUACAAAACAAUAAAUAAAGUUGAUCAAUCGACUCCAGUUGGUCCUUCGAGCCGGAUUACUCUUGUAUAUAAACGUGUGUAUGUAGAUUAACUGUAUGCUGGUAAAUCUUGUUUCAAAUUAUAUAGGUAUUCUUGAGAAGAAAUGUACUCAAUUGAUCAACUUUAUUUAUUGUUUUGUACAAUGUUCUUGUGCGUUGGUGAAUGACUCAGCGGGAAUAUAGAAUACCUGUCAUACAAAUUUAAGGAAAUAUAAAACAACGUGUACCCCAGGUCAAAUUAGUUAGAAGUUCGAUGAUAUGAGCUAUAUCCUCGGCUAAACUUAUUAACAUUCUCUCUUUGAGGUAUAAACUUCGUUUGUUUUAUCCUAUUUAUUAAACAAAAACAAGUUAAUAGAAACAGUCAAUUUCGAAUAGAGUGGAGAAACAUUGUAAGAAAUUGGUUAUACAGUUUCUGCUCAUAUAUGUUUAGACUCAGCAAAUUCUGAUUUUCUUGUUUAAUAUUCAAUCAUAAUUACAACUAAGUAAACUAUAUACAGUAUCAAGAACUAAGUAGAUCUGUAGGUGCCACUGACAGAUAUAUGUUUAUAUCAUUGAUUCUUUCUAACUGUCCUGUGUGGCUCACUAUACUUAAAAAUGUUCUAAAUAACAGACUAUUAUAUUAUUAUCUUUAAAUAUACGUACUAGAUAACGACUUCUACCAAUUGUUGUCAAAAGGGUUCGAACUUUUGUUUCGAUACCUAUUGAUUUAUUUUAUUUCACAUUGUCCAGUUGUAGCUCCCAUACUGAAUUUGAUGCUCAAUGGAUAUUUCAGUCUUUAUCACAGCCAGAAACAAGUCCGCGAAAUGCACCAUUCUUUUUCAUACUGUGUAUUCAUCGAUCAAAAAGUCGUAAAAUAGUGUUAGAGAGAGUAGGGGGUGAGUCGUAUCUCCAUCUUGUUUUACAAUGUGUGCUUUUUCUUGACGGUAUGUAGGUUUCAAGUUGGUAAUAUCAGUCAUCAUGGCUUUUUCAAUUCUAUUCUUCAAAAAGUUUAUAAUGUUCUAAGGCUUCAGGUCGAGAACAUGAUGUUCCUAUAUUUUCUGUGUCCCAAUACAGUGUUUUUACUUGAUAUUCUACUUUCUUUCUAAAAUCUACAUAUACGGUGAUACUUGGCGAUUUUGUCCACUUGUGUAGAAAAAUAAGUGGGAACGCAUUCAGUGAAUUGUGUUGCUGUUGCAUCGUAGGUGGAGCCAAGUAUCACCGUAUAUUUGACACUUACAACUUUGAUACUUCAACAACUGAACGAUACAUUUUUGCCAUUAAAAAAUCACAAACUUGUUUGCUUUCAUCAUGUCAGAUGUCACCAUUGAAAGGAAUCCGUUAUCAUGUAACAUCAUCUGUCAAAGAAUAUGGUAUUGUGCCUACCUUCACAUGCAUUGCAAUUAUUGUUAAAAAAGGGAUGUGGAUGUCUUGUGAUUUAACAAAAGGAUCUUAGGUUAUCAUUUUGCAAUCUUAUUUUUCUAUUUUUUUCUACCACUUUGAUGUUGAUUCCGCCAAAGAUGAACUCGGGCCUCAUUCUGUCUAUUUGGUGCCAAAAUAUCUGAUAUUCCAGUGCCCUGACCAUCGGUUAUACCAUCGAUUUACAAUGAUCCAAUUAGAUGAAGAACAAAAUCAGCCUACCCUUUAUUAUUGUAUUCUUCAAUUUGCACAAAAAGUUUAGUAAUUUACUCUGUAUUUUGAACAACUUUAAGAUAAAUUUACCAAAAUAUUUGGGAAGAUAUAUAGAACAAUUUGAUGUGUUUUGUCUAUUAGUAAUGAUAAAAAUAAUUGAGUAUUGAAUUUGGAUAAGUGUACAUAUAGCAAAGUAAUUCGAAUGAAACAGAUAUUGUAGAGUGAUCAAUUGAAAAUAUGUAUAAUCAGAACCACAAAUUAGAUUAUACUUAACAGUGCAAAUAUAUAUUAAUUUUAAGUUUAAUAAUCAUGAAAAAAAAAGAUAUCUAUCUUCAUUUCUUAUGUAUUACCCAUUUUAAAACGAACACAAUCUUUAAUGCCGUUAGAAGUUCUAGAGAUACGUCAAUAAAUCAGACUUUAUAGAAUUUGUCAGCUUCUGUGACAAGAGUCAAAUCAUUUCUUUUUUUGAUUUGAAACAUGUUGGUUUUAAGCCAUCCUAAUGGAUAAGAACGAAAAAAUUCUGAAUUCUUCACACUGCCAUUGCGGAAUUUCGCACAUUAGCGCAAAAUUCUGCGGAUAUGCGCAAUUCCGCACAUACCAUCGUGGAUUUUCGCACAUUAGCGAUAAAUUCUGCGGAUGUGCGAAAUUCUGCGCUAUAAAAUCGCGGAAUUUCGCACAUUAGCGCGGAAUUCUGCUGAUGUGCGAUAUUCCGCACUAUAUCAUUGCGGAGUUUCGCUCAUUUUCAUCACAAGAAUGAAACCAUUUCUUUUUUAUUUGGGCCAUGUCGUUUUUGAACCAUCGCAAUGGAUUGGAACAAAAAAUUCGGAAUUCCGCACAUUACCAUUCGGAAUUUCACACAUUAGCUCCAAAUUCUGCGGAUAUGCGAAAUUCUGCGGAUGUGCGAGAUUACGCGCAAUACUAUCAUGGAAUUUCGCACAUUUCCAUGACAAGAAUCAAAUCAUGUCCUUUUAAUUUGGACCAUAUCGUUUUUGAACCAUCGCAAUGGAUUGAAACGAAAAAAAAUUCGGAAUUCCGCACAUUACCCUGGCGAAAUUACGCACAUUAGCGAGAAAUUCUGCGUAUGUGCAAAAUUCCGCACUAUACCAUGGCGAAAUUGCGCACGUUAGCGCGAAAUUCUGCGGAUGUGUGAGAUUCCGCACUAUAUCAUUGCGGAAUUUCGCACUUUUUCAUGGCCAGAAUUGAACAUUUCUUUUUUAUUUGGACGAUGUCCUGUUUGGGCCAUCACAAUGGAUAGGAACGAAAAAAAUUCGGAAUUCCGCAUUACACCAUGGCGUAAUUUUUCACGUUAGCGCAACAUUCCGCGGAUGUGCGAAAUGGCGCAAUUUUAUUUUUGUAAUUAUAAAAGCAAAUUAAUGUUUUUGAAAUAAUUCACUGAGUAAUGGUUUUUCUUUUCCCCUUCAUAUUUCAUAUGUGUAGCAUUCCUACUUAUGUUAAUAGCAAUUUAAAAGAAUCUAUUGGGAUUUUAAAUCAUUAUAUAGAGCGUAUAGAGCAGUUUCUUCUGGACUAAUUUAGGUUAAAGUAUGAGUAUAUCUAAAUUUUUGAAGCGAAGCGAAUUUUAUGCUGAAAACGUUAUAUUAAUUUUUUUCUCUAUAGUAAAAUGUUAAGGCGAGCGUCAUUGAAGUAGCGCCACGAAAUAGCGAUUUGUGGUCCGCAGUUACAGUAAACAGUAAAGAGUCAAUUUACGCGAUGAGGGGAGUCCCUUAUACAUGUAAACUUAUUCAAUUUUAUUAAAAUCUAUAAAAAAAUAUAAAUAAAAAAUAAAACUACUUUAUUCAAUUUUAAAAAUACAGACAAAAUAGUAUGAAGCUUCGCGCUAAUCUACACUGCCGCCUACCGAAAGAAAAAACUGCCAAUUUUUUUUCUUUUUUCUUCAUCCAUUCAUUUUCUAUCUUUAUUUAAAUAAACUUAUAUGUAUCUUGAAUAAAAUAGGUAUUGUUUUAAGGAUACACAAGAUACAGUCCAACUAUCGAUAAAUAGUUUGGUUCGUUCAAAUAAAAUGGGUAGUACCGUGUAUUAGUACCAGUGAUACAAACGAAAUACGAAACAUUUGUGGUUUUUUGAAACCUAGAGUCAGUAAAACGAAACUAACUUGAUUUUACAGGUACAGUUUGUCAAACCUAGGAAAAACUUUGAAAAUCUUACAUUACAAUAACUCCACAUGGCGAUUUUAAGAUUUUUUUCAAACUUAUUCUUAGAUUUGGUAAACUGUAAACUUGAUACUUAGACUUUAGACGUCAGGUGCUAUUCUCAUUUUCUUUUUCAUAAAACCGCAACUUUUUCCUAUUUCUUAUUAUAAUUAAGACUAUAGAUCAUUAAAUAUUUUACACCAUUGUGUAGAAUUGUUUGAAUUAUUUGUGAUAUAAUCGUAGUCAUAUAGAAAUUACUUGGUACCUUAAAAAAUAAUCUGUGAAGACUGUUAACAGUGGUGUUGGCAAUGAACAUUUUAAGAAGUAAGUUUUACAUUACUAACAAACCAGAAGAAAGUUAUCAAUCCGGAGAAAGUUGUAUAGGGGAAAAGCAUGUACCUUGGGAAAAAAUGUACUAUUAUUUUUUAUCUUAUUUGAUCCCGGUAAAAGAACUACGCCUAGAUGGAUGACGUCACUAGUAUGAUAUAUAUAUAUAUAUAUAUAUAUAUAUAUAUAUAUAUAUAUAUAUAUAUAUAUAUACCCGAAAUGGUGGAUGUGUGAAUUGUUCGUAAGGGGAUUUUUCCACAUUCUCUAUUUCAUCUAUUUGAUUUCGUACGAGUGGUCGUUAAACCAAUAACCUUGGAUCUUUGGUUCACUGAGUGUGUUUCAAAGAUCUACAUCUUAUGUUUUUAAAUAUAUAUAUAUAUAUAUAUAUAUAUAUAUAUAUAUAUAUAUAUAUAUAUAUAUAUAUAUAUAUAUAUGCCAAAAAAUCAUAAUUUAAAAAUAAAAAUCGACUUGUCUCGGAAUUUUUCUCCGAAGUGGCCUAUUUUCGAAAAAAUUAAUUUAUUCCAUAAUUUUGAACCUCUCUCUAUUUAUUGCACAUACCAAGAAGUUUUCCUGAAAUGUUGAAUUUGCUUCUUAAAAUGAUUUUUACCAAUGCUAUGCAGCCUAAACUGUUUCUAUAUGCCUAUAAUCGCACAUUAUAUUUAGUUGCAUUAUUAAUAUGUUAAGUUUUAAGUGUUUUUUUAUUAUCAACAAUUUGGCCCAAUAAAUAUUUUAUACCAUGA